AUGUCUCCUAGAGUCUUCAUCACUGGCGCGACCGGCUAUGUCGGUGGCCAAACAGCUGUCACCCUCAUCGCUGCUCAUCCCGAGUACGAUGUCGUGGCACUAGUCCGAGACCAAGAGCAAGCGGAUAAGCUCAAGAGCCGCUUUCCGAACAUCAGCACCGUCAUCGGAACCCUCGAUGAUGAUGCAGUUCUGAAGGAGGAGGCUGCGAAGGCUGAUGUUGUGCUGCAAACCGCCAGCUCCGACCACGUUCCCGCAGUGAACUCCCUUCUCGCCGGUCUAGCAUCCGGCACUGGGAGAGGCAGAUACAUUCACAUCUCCGGAACGGGUGUUCUCAACGAUAUGUCUACUGGACCUGGAAACCCCACUUCAAAGAUCUACGACGACGUGAAAGAUAUUCAUGAGAUCAUCAACCUGCCUGCCGAGGCACUGCACCGAAAUGUUGAUGAUGCUGUUAUCACCGGUGGAAUGCGACUGAACAUUCCCACGGCGAUUGUAUGCCCGCCGACCAUCUAUGGUGUGGGUGAGGGACCGAUCAAGAAGCGGAGCAUGCAGGUUCCGUUCUUGACAGAGGCUAUUUUGAAUCGGGGAAAAGGAUUUACUGUUGGGAAGGGGGAGAACCUUUGGGAUUAUUGUCACGUCAGCGACGUAGCCAAAGCAUUCCUCGUCCUAACUGAAGAAGCACUGAAGCCCAACGGAGGCACAGCGACAUGGGGCCCAGAAGGAUACUAUUUUGCAGAGGCCGGCGAGUUCUCAUGGAAGGGCGUCAGCGAGAAGGUCACACAGAUUGCUCACGAAACUGGAAAGCUUGCUACUGCGGAUAUAGAGACUUUGGCCGUUGAAGACGCUAUCAAGUUCCAUCCAUGGGCGCCGGUUCUGUGGGGUGGAAACUGUCGCAGUCGGGCUAGUCGGCUGCGCGCUUUGGGCUGGAAGCCUGAAGGUCCCUCCCUUUGGGAGGCUAUCCCUAGUAUUGUGGAGUUUGAGAUUCGUGCCCUUGGACUGUGA
Aspergillus luchuensis is the source of this 1002-nucleotide messenger RNA. RefSeq lists its product as uncharacterized. The transcript is spliced from 3 exons. The record is from RefSeq and is a predicted model, not a curated record. NCBI's taxonomy places the organism in Eukaryota, Fungi, Ascomycota, Eurotiomycetes, Eurotiales, Aspergillaceae. Bases 1 to 1002 code for a protein of 333 amino acids.